Diuraphis noxia (Russian wheat aphid) is the source of this 645-nucleotide messenger RNA. Its product is annotated as EF-hand calcium-binding domain-containing protein 2-like. NCBI's taxonomy places the organism in Eukaryota, Metazoa, Arthropoda, Insecta, Hemiptera, Aphididae. The record is from RefSeq and is a predicted model, not a curated record.
AUGACUGAAGAGAACAUAUCAAAUAGCAGCGACACAGAUAAUAUUAAGACUUUUGAAAUUAAGAAUGAUCUUCAGAAAAUUAUAGUUGAUGCUUUUUCGUUGUUUACAAGUGACAAUAUUAACAGCAUACCAAUCACUGAUUUAGGCAAGGUUAUCCGUUAUUUGGGAUGUGUACCAACCGAAGAAGAAUUGAAUGAAUUCACAAACAUUGUGGAAAAUCGAAAUGCACCGAAUACCGUUGAUAAGAAUUUAUUUGUACCGCAUAUGGAAAAACAAAUAAGGGCAUUUAAGUAUAAACCGGGAACAGCGGACGAAUUGCUGCAAGCAUUUCACACGUUAGACACAGAAAGUAAAGGCUCGUUUUCUGUGGAUUUCAUGCAACAAGCGCUCCUCAAAGGCGAUUCAUUAGAUCCCGAGGAUAUUACCGAAGCAAUUAAGACCGCUUACGAUCCCGAUUUCCAGUGCAUACAGUACGACAUAUGGAUCCACAAGUUAUUGGGAAAGACAAAAAUGGACCCGUACGCUUUAGCUACCAACGAUGUCGUUUCGACUAACCGGGCAAAGGCAGAGGAAGACGGAGAACUAAAUCGACUGUUAUUAUUGUCCUCGGAGAAUAAUGAUAUUGACCCGGCUGUAAAAAAUUAG